AUGUCAGCCACUACACUCGAGGAGUGGGUUAAACUUGAAUGUCAACCCACAAAUUCUUCGGCCAACGGAGUUCUAACAUGGACAGCUUCUAUCUCGAGAUCGCGAGUUUCUACUGCAGAUGGCCUGGGAUUGAGUGAAAAUGCGGAUUCUGGUGCCAUGAACAGCCUAGAAAGCUUACUUCGCAUAGUACAGCAACUGAAGCUCAAGAGACUUCGCGCAGAAGAAAUCGAAGAACUCCAAUUUGUUGCGGCUGGUGAAACAUUUUCAGUAUCACGAUGUCAUUAUGAAGGGAAAGUGGUCGCCGUCAAGCGCAUUCGAUUGAAUGAAGAAGGGUCAAAUUCCGAUCGACGACAUUUUCAGCGACGUUUACAGUCAGUUCUACGAGAGAUAUCAAUUCUGUGUCAUCCACCAAUUGCCCACCACCCGAAUAUCAUUAGUCUUUUGGGAUAUGGGUGGUCCAUGCAAAUGCAGCGGGUCUCCCCUUUCAUUUCUCUAGAGUUUGCUACACAUGGCUCAUUGAGAGAUUACAUGAAAGAGCGGAAACGAUCAAUCAAGACAAAAUUGAUCCUGGUUGGGGAUGUGGCAGCAGGGUUAAUGGCAUUGCAUAAGUGUGGAAUUGUGCAUGGUGAUUUGAAGGCUGAUAAUGCGGUGGUCUUUUCUUCACUAGAUCGUCCGUCCAUGUCGAUUGCCAAAGUCUCUGACUUCGGACAUUCUAUCUUGGUGAGCUCAGCGUCAGAAGAAAAGUCGAAAUACGUUGGGACAACAUUAUAUAAUGCACCCGAGGUAGCCAAUCAAAAGAACCAGCCCAUCCCCCUUGAACAGCUUCAUAAAUGCGACAUCUGGGCUUUUGGGCUCUGCGUGUGGGAAAUUCUCGCAGAUGGAGAAAUUUAUUUCAAACACAACUGGCGAACGGAUCCCGUUUACCAUGCUCCUCCGUCCUACACCUCGCCAACUUCGCCUGUAGACCAAAAGUCCCACGAAGAAAUCCCGAUCGGAGAAGACAACGCGAAAAAAGACGAGAAUGAAGAAGAGAACGUGCUCGGUAACUUCGAUCUUCACCAUACCAAGACCCUUGCACUCGAUUUCGUGAAUAGUAUGAAUAUUCCAGGGAUUGGAUUUGAGAAAGGUUAUCUUCGCCCAUUAUUGAAUGGCACAUUGUGCAAUGAUCCCACCAAAAGAAUGUCCGACCUGAGCUGUACACCAGUCAUUGGAUUUUGGAACAAAAACUUUGGCGCUUUGUCUUUGCAAUCGAAGCUUGCCAUUUACACAUUUUCAGGAGAUAUUCGAUACUCUAUAUUCAGCAGGGACAAUGGCCCGUACAUCAUUUGGGAGCAACAGGAACAACUGUUGCAGGAUUUCGAGACCGUCGCUCAGAAAAAUGAGCCCCAGAAAAACAACGGGUCUGCUAUAUUUCAGACAAUGCUUUGUUAUGUGAAUGUUUUUGGUACAUCGAUGGACUUAUCCAAGGCUUCACAAUUUCUACACGCGGCUGAGGAAGCAAAUCAUUUGGUAGCCUGUAUUUUGGGAUGUCGAUUGCAAAAUGCAUUCUCUGGAGAUCACGUUUCUACAAAAAAGUAUAGCGAGUGCUUAGCUCUUGGCUUUAGCAAGAUUGGGCAACAUGAAAAGUCGACCGCUAUCUCAGUGCAUAAUGGCGAAUCAGUCAUGGAAUUUGCAGAUUACUCUGCUCUUAAAGACGCAAUUCUGCACGAGCGUACCUUUGCGGACGUUGAUAAAGAUGACCUUGAGAAAAUCAUCCUCACGCGAAAUGGAUCUUCACAGAGCUGGAAUGUUUUAGAGAUGGCCAUACAACAGGGAGAUAUUGAUCUUAUGGGCCGAUUACUUCCGGCUUUUAGCCAAAAACUAAAUGAACCAGGAAAGAAUGGAUGUAUUUUGGUGCAAGCAGCUCGCUGGGGCCACGGGGACAUGGUUAUCCGGCUUCUACAAGAAGGAGUAACUAUCUCGCAUAGGAGUCCAAGCUCCUAUCUUCUGCACUGGCUUUUUUGCCUUGACAAAAGUGACCUACUUGAGGUUCAGAGGCUGCUGCAAAAGAGAAUGAGCCAAAGUGAUCGGCUUUCAGCAAUCAGCUGUGCGGUCGUAGAAAAAUUUCCACUCCACCCACAAUGGCCAUUUGUGGUGCACGGCACACCACUCGCAACUGCAGUUGCCUCUGGUAGUCUCGCGGCCGUGGAAACCUUACUGAGUCUGAAAGCUGAUCCAACUGCGGCAGCUUUUGCCAGCACUGAGGAAGACGACUCGGCACCAGUGUUGACGCCAAUUCAUCUUGCUAUAUCUUAUCAUUUCCCGGAGAUGGUCAAGAGGUUGUGGUAUGCCGCAUUUGGUCAGAAAAAAAUCAAACUGAAUGGAGGAAGCCGUUCACAUAAGCUGGGUCGCUUCCCAAUCGCAUGUAGUAUUAGUCUAAGGACCAACUGCGAGCGAUUUGCGAUUCAUGGAAGUCGUCAUCGACAAGUAAUCCAGGAGACCAUUGAUCUGCUUCCAAUCGAGGCAUUCACUCAGACGUCGCCCGAGGGCAAGGAUGCGAUCACGCAAGCAAUAGACCUUGAAGAUGUCGAAGCCGUGGAGUUGAUCCUCCAAAGUCACCCGAUACUUGCUCGUAGACGACUCUGUCAGCCAGGAAAAGACGUUAUGUUCACAUACCCGUUGCAUUUUGCCGUUCAAGUAGGCUCCCUUCGGGAUAGUGAAGAAUCUGCACAGAUUGUGAGUGUUAUUAUGAAACUUGACCCAACUGCUAUCAAUAGACCGGAUAGCUCCUCAGCCAAACCAAUACAUGUUGCUGCUAUGGGGACAUCGGCCCGUAUGCUAAACACGCUUCUCGAAUAUGGCGCCAAACCUUUCGAGCUGGAUGGCCGCGGCCAAACACCACUGUUCUUCUGCAACAGUGCAAAUGUCGCGAAGGUGCUGUUGUCAAAUGGCGCAAAUAUUAACCAUAAAGAUCAAUUAGGCUUUACCCCUGUUCACGCAGCGAUAAACCAAGGCGCAAUAGAACUCUUGCAAGAACUUAUCAAUGCUGGUGCAGAAUUGAAGUACGUUGCUGGUGAGAGUGGGUCGCCACUACAUUGCGCGGUGAAGAAAAGGUCUCUUUUGAUGGUAGAGAUGCUCUUGAAGGCCGGUAUGGACGUCGAUGUGAAGGACACCAACAAUCGUACAUCAUUACUUGACGCGAUAGACACAGGCCGCUCAGAUCUGGUUUCGGUUUUGUUCGAAAACGGUGCAGAUCCCUUUAUAAUGGAUAAGAAUGGCUCAUCACCUUUCCAUAUGGCCCUGUCCUGGCCCAACGCCAGUAUCCUGAUUAAAUUUCAAAUAUCCAAAAAGCUCGAGACCCUAUCCUUUGAGACAAAAGUGGCCGCUUUAUACUUCGCAGCUGAAAACUCCGAGCCCGGGACAUUGAGAUUAUUUCUAUCAAAAGCAUUCGGACCAGUAUUACGCGAGAACAGACCUGUUUUCCUAUAUCGUCGGGAUGUAGAUAUAGCAGUCCACAAGGCGGUAUUGGCCUCUCGAGCAGAUCUACUUGGGACAUUGUUGGACUAUGGACUCAGGGUCGACCCAGAAGACGAUGACGGCAACACACCUCUUCUACUAGCUUGUUUAAUGGGUCGUAAACGACCUGGUUUUGAUCAAUACUCUCGCGCAAACGUUUGCGUCACACUCAUUAACCACGGAGCCAACAUCAAAAGCAAGAAUAAGCGAGGAAUCAACCCUUUCUCUAUCGCUCAAGCGCAUACGGAUUAUCAUGUAAUGUCGCUUCUACUCGACCAUGCUUUCAGGUUGAGUGAUCUAGAUGCGAAGUCUCGUAUGUUGGACUCGAUCAAAGGUCCCGAAAAGGACAAGCAACACUGCCAAGAGUCCCGAGAACUCAUUGGCGAUGAAACGAUUGACCUGCAGUUACUUAAACAGGCAGCGAUAAAAGAGGAAUGGAGUUUCUUCAUGGCCUGCAUCGGAGGGAACUUCGUGGGAAAGAACGAUCUGCUUCAAAUCUUCUCAAGACCACGAUCGUACCGUGGGGUCGAACCAGUCGAUAGUCUGGACGUUCUACGCUAUCAAUGUGUCCAAAGAGACCAAGAGAUCGUUCGCUAUUUACAUCAAAUAGCAACCUUGGGAGCCACUAUUGAAUCCAAGGUUCCUUUCGGAAAGCGAAAUCUGCAGACAGAAUGCUCUGAAUGUGCAGCUGGUCUGAGUGCCACUUUGUGGCCUAAGGAGGACAUGCCAGCAUCAUAG
Messenger RNA from Penicillium angulare, 4233 nucleotides. RefSeq lists its product as uncharacterized. Gene Ontology annotation, molecular function: protein kinase activity; ATP binding; protein binding. The transcript has 3 exons. NCBI's taxonomy places the organism in Eukaryota, Fungi, Ascomycota, Eurotiomycetes, Eurotiales, Aspergillaceae. The record is from RefSeq and is a predicted model, not a curated record. Gene Ontology annotation, biological process: protein phosphorylation. The coding region runs from base 1 to 4233 and encodes 1410 amino acids.